Messenger RNA from Dermacentor silvarum, 1485 nucleotides. Its product is annotated as sulfotransferase 1B1-like. The transcript has 5 exons. Lineage: Eukaryota; Metazoa; Arthropoda; Arachnida; Ixodida; Ixodidae. The record is from RefSeq and is a predicted model, not a curated record. Gene Ontology annotation, cellular component: cytoplasm. The coding region runs from base 153 to 1310 and encodes 385 amino acids. Gene Ontology annotation, biological process: sulfation. Gene Ontology annotation, molecular function: sulfotransferase activity.
GCCACGCGCCGUCGUUCGCCGGUCGCCGUCGGGAGCCACUGCCGGUAGCCGUUGUCGGGGGCUUUAUACGUGUAGCUCCUGUUUAUAGCGGCCACCCGCACUGCAGCUCUUCGACCGGCACUCCUGCGCGCACCUCUGCUAGAACCGACGAAAUGUCGAGCAUGGAGAACAGCAGUGAACCCGAGUACGAAAGCCCACCCGGCUCGGACCCUGGAAGCGAUUCGGAAGGCUACAACGCCAACACCACAGCUGCUACAAUCACGGUACCCGACUCAGCUGCCCACGCCACGGCCGAACCCGAUGCGGUACAGCUGGCGCCCGUAGGAGUGGACCAGCGGGACCAGAACGAGGAGAGCUCAGUCUCAGACCCUGGACCGCCGUCCGAGGUGGAUGCCCUGAAUGCCCGCAACUUCCUCGUGGAGGAAACACUGCUGUCAGCGCUCACUUACCAGCCUCGGCCCAGCGAUGUCUUCACCGUCAGCUAUCCCAAGUGUGGCUCGGCGCUCCUGCAGUUCCUGGUGUUCGGUGUCUUGAACCACGGCCACCCUAGCAAAGACUUUGCGGAAUUCGUGUCCCGAUGUCCGUAUCUCGAGUGGAUGGGCAUCAAGUCGGUGCUGGAGAUGCGCAGACCGGGCGCGAUCAAGACGCACCUGCCUUUCGACAAGCAACCCUACAACCCGCAGGCCAAGUACAUCUACAUGGCUCGAAAUCCAUUUGACUGCUGCGCCGCCUACUACAUGCACAUGAAGAGCAUGCCUUUGGCCCGUCCCGAGGCAACCAGUUUCGACACCUUCUUCGACGCCUUUAUCGAGGGAAAGGUCAUUUACGGCGACUUCUUCGACCACGUCCUCUCCUGGUACGAGCGACGACACGACCAGAACGUGCUCUUCAUCACCUACGAGGACGUCAAGAGUGACCCAGGGGCUUGGACCAUCCGCAUCGCGGAUUUCAUUGACCAGCUCUUCGCCAGGGACCUUCGCGACGACCCCGCUCUUCUCUCGAAUGUGUUGAAGAUCGCCAGUGCCAACAGCAUGUCCACGACAUGCAACCAGGGAAUGCGAUCUGUACUGGCCGAUGAACUCGCUAUGACCGUCGGGAUAGAACCCAUAACUCCGGCAGAGUUCUACAAGAGCAUGUUUGCGGAGGCGCUGGAGAUUGCCGAGGGCUCGGACUUCACGCGGAAGCCAAUCUGCGGCAAGUGGAAGGAGCUCUUCAAGCCGGAGCAAGUGCAAAAGAUGAAGGAGUGGAUUGCUCAGAAGACGGCUGGCAGUGACGUUCUCAGCAUCUGGACCAACAGCGAGCUGCCUUGAGUGGAUCUUGGCUAGCUUUAGUGCGGGAAAAAAUUGAGUCGUCGGAAAUUGCGACUCAUGUUGUGUUUCCCACUAAGGGCCGAAAUCCUAAGAGGGACGGGUACGCUUCAACAAAAAGUACUGGGGAAAAAGCAAAUGAUUGAGAUGCCUUUAGUAUUUGCAAUAAACAUCUUGG